Messenger RNA from Limanda limanda (common dab), 1612 nucleotides. RefSeq lists its product as uncharacterized. The record is from RefSeq and is a predicted model, not a curated record. Bases 145 to 819 code for a protein of 224 amino acids. NCBI's taxonomy places the organism in Eukaryota, Metazoa, Chordata, Actinopteri, Pleuronectiformes, Pleuronectidae. The transcript is spliced from 4 exons.
CUAAAGAAAGCCAGAAGGUGUGAAGUGAACUUUCUUCCAGACAAUCCUGAAGGGCAGACUGACGAAUCACAAGAGAGGGAAAGGAAAUUAAUACAGGAGGAAGUUCUGAAAAGACUUCCAAACAAGACCCUGAUCGAAUCGAAAAUGGAAGCUACUUUUUCCCUACGCAGGAAGGGUAUUGUGGAGGAAGAACCGCCUAUUGCUGAUGUGUUGGAGAAGUGGCCAGCAUUGUUUUUGGAAGAACAGAUAUAUGCUGAGUUUUUUAGAAUCACUCAAGUGGAUCUAAAGAAGACCUUCUUGACAUCUUUGGAUGCACACGCCUCAAACCUGAUAAAGCUUUAUAGAACACGUAGCGGGACACAAGGAAAGGACUUAAAGGCCCUCCUUGACAACCUUGAUGAACAGACAACCGAUGUGCUUGCACAAAGGAAGGCCACAGCUCUACGAGGUCUACCUCUCUAUUUGAGGGAGAAUCCAGGCAACGUCCUGAAGACAUGUCUGGAUACAGACUCGGAGGAAACGUCCGUUGCAGGUGUUCAACUUGGCAUAGUCACCAUUGUUGAAGAUGAUGUUGGGAGAGCUCACUCAAUGCCCAGAACAGUCAACAUUGCCCUUGUCAUCGAGGAAAAGGUCGUUGUGGAUAACAUCUCUGACAUCAGUACAGCCAUUGUACUUCUCUUUGGAUGCAUCUACAACCUCAACCUGGACUACCCCAAAGGAUUGAAGUACACUUUUGAGGCCCUUCAAAAGAUUUUUAUGAACCUUGGCACAGAGUGUUCUGCCCGUGUUCAGGCUCUGAAAAACAACUUGUUAAAGUAGCCCAAUACCAUGACACAAGUUCUUAAGUUCAGUGAUAACUACACAAGUUUGUGUAGUUUGUGUAUUUUUUUAUAAACCUCUGCACAGAUUGCUCUGCCUGUGUUCAGGCGCUGAAAAAAAACUUGUUAAAGAAGCCUGCCACCAUGAACACUUGCGCACAUAGACAUGUCACUUUAUUCCUCAAAAUAUGUUUUUAAGUUCAGUAGUAGCCACACAAAUCACAUGUUCCCAUUUGAAGUUAGUGUUUACUAACUGCUGGAUUUGUUUAUCUCUGCAACUAAACACGUUUGUGUCUUGUUACACGUUUUUAUGGAUGCGCUUUCUAUAGACAUGUCACUUUAUUCCUCAAAAUGUUUUUAAGUUCAGUAGUAGCUACACAAGUUUGUGUAGUGUUGCUACGAAUCCCAUGUUCCCAUUGGAAGUUAGUGUUUACUAAGUGCUGGAUUUGGUUAUCUACAUCUCCUAACAUGUUUGUGUCUUGUUACAUAUUUUUUUUAUGGAUGCACUUUCUUCACUGCUGGGUUUGGCCAGUGGUUUCCUCAAGUAUCUGACUAACACAUGUUUUGUGAUUCAUAGUGUCAUCAUACUGUUUUCUAUAUUAUAGCUAAAGUAUUGAGAGCUGGUUCUGCACUUUGUUAUGUGUUUACAUAUCUAUCUUUGAAAAUAAUUGUAUAAUGAUACCAAGUUCACUUAAGUAUCGCUGCUGCUGCAAUUUCAAUGUUGCCUUUUUUGUAGUUAUUGGAUGUAUAUAAUGUUAACCCCUGUGUUCUUAAUAAACAGAUUAUUUAUAGAA